UUUGAAAAAUAUUUGUUUGCCUAGGUAAAAUUUGUCGCAGUUAGAUUAAUAUAUAAAUAUUUUCCCUACUAAUAUAGCAUGUAUAGCAAAUUCCAAUCGAUAGAAAUAAAAAUGGAUGAACAGAACAUUUAUCGCCACAAUGUACGCGAUCAUUUUAAUGUAAAAACACCAUCGCGUAUGUUUAACAACGAGGCUUCACAUCAGCAGUAUGGUAAUCAAUGCCAACAACCAUCGCAUCCUUGUCAUAGUCAAAAUCAGCAGCAAAAUUGGCAAGUACCACAGCAACAUCAACUGCAGCAACAGCAGCAACAACAGCAAUACCAGCAACAGCAGCAGCAACUUAUGCAACAGCAGCAAUACCAUCCGAUCCCACAACAUCAGCAUGACGGUCAGCAAUGGCAGCAAUGUAAUAAUUAUCCAGUUCCACCACCGCCAACUCCCUUCUACAUGAAUAGAGAACAGCAGCCGUUUGGAACUGGGCAGAAUCAGGGUCAGCAAGAUGGAGGAAGGGACCUGGGUCCACAGAACUCAAUAUAUAGCAUAAAUUUUCAAAAUAUGCCAAUGCCGUAUUCAUCUAAUCACAUCUCACAAUCUAGUGUAGGAUCUCGUACUCAUGUUCCUUUGCCACGUAAUCCGCAAUUGCAUCUGCCCUCGAAGCCAUGUAAAAGCGAAGUCGAAUCGGAAGAAGCUGGUGGUGAUCGUAUUCUCUAUAGGAACAAAGCAUUCAAAACCGAAUCCAGUGUUACGGUAGGCGUACCCGAGAGCCAUAAAGCAGCACGCUUGCGUGAGUAUUCGAAAGAAGCCUUGCCGUAUUUGGAAUCAGCUCGUGCUCAAUGCGCUGCAGCGGAUGCCAUAUUCAAGGCCAAAUUUGACGAAAUAGAUGCCUAUCGGUCGGACGAUGAAUCCACCACUGGUGAUUCUAAGAGAUCACGGCCUUCCAUACGAACGGUGAUCAGUGCCAAAUCGGGGGACGACUUGCGCGACAUGGUUCGUUCUCAAAUUGCUUUGCAACAGGCCCUAGAUCAAACCAUUUGCAAUGUGACGAAUAUUGAUGCCAAAGAUUUGCAGCGGGAAAUCAGUGAUGCCACGACAUCUCCCCAAACAUUGUUGCCUCCUGAAUUGUCGGAUGAUGAGAGACUUACAUCACGUACUCGAACUUUAACGACAGCUUUUGCACGUGGCUCACCGGCAUCACCUUUAUCUCCACGUGCCUCACGUUUAUCGAACAACAUGCCACGUGCAAAUUCCUCUGAUGAAUCUGAAAUUAUUGUCAGUUUGGAUGAAGUAGUCGCCACAAAAAUCAUCUCACCCAUAAUGCGCAAGGUUCAACGGAUGUAUAUAAACAAUCUUCGUGAAGAAAUGGUCCUAAUGGAGGAACUGGAACGUCUUCCGCACCUGAUUAGUGAGGUCUACAAAACAGCUGCCCAACAGGAACUUAAAAGGAAUUCAUAAUUUAAUGCUAUACAAAAAUUUAGUUUACUUACUAUAUAUUUUUAUAUACUAUAUCUUCGGAAAAUGUCAAAAAAAAUGGUUUAUUUCUUUUUCAUUGCCUCAUUAAAAUUUAGCCAAAAUGUAA
This is a messenger RNA of Drosophila willistoni, 1576 nucleotides long. Its product is annotated as probable serine/threonine-protein kinase tsuA. NCBI's taxonomy places the organism in Eukaryota, Metazoa, Arthropoda, Insecta, Diptera, Drosophilidae. The coding region runs from base 79 to 1452 and encodes 457 amino acids. The transcript is spliced from 2 exons. The record is from RefSeq and is a predicted model, not a curated record.